AUGCAAAGCGCAGAUUCAGAGAUCUUCUCCGCAGUCGCAUCAUUUGGCCAGGAGAAACGUGUUUUGAGCCAAGGUGGAGGAGAUACAGUGCCGUUGGUUGUGGAUGGGAAAAUAACCUGUUUUCGGGCUGGAGUGACUGUCGCCAGGCCACGGGAGCGAGUUGAUGCACGGUGUGAAAGCGUCGAGCGAUGGAAGAGGGCUUUGUCGAACAGAAAUUACCCUCGUAUUGAUCCGAUUACCUCCGGACUUCCGGUCCUGCACGGUGGCAAUAGGUUCGACGAGGAGGGUUUUCUGGUGGAUGCCGUUUGGUUGGAUAUUGAGUGUACGGAGGAUGUUGAGCGGAAGGUGGUAACCAUCGUGAACCCCCACUUACAACGCUCAAACGACUACCCAGUAUCCAAGCGCGCAUCCGAACUUGGAGUCCUCGUUCAACCCAAGAGCAGCAAUGGCGACCAGCUCCAGCUCAUGGGUUCACUUUUUCCAUCCUGCUUCUUGGGACUUUUGGAUCUCACACUUCAAGACGAGGACUAUCGAUGA
Molecule: messenger RNA, 537 nt
Organism: Suillus fuscotomentosus
Lineage: Eukaryota; Fungi; Basidiomycota; Agaricomycetes; Boletales; Suillaceae
Exons: 5
Coding region: 1-537 (178 amino acids)
Source: RefSeq, a predicted model, not a curated record